Staurois parvus is the source of this 504-nucleotide messenger RNA. The record is from the annotation of a GenBank genome assembly. Lineage: Eukaryota; Metazoa; Chordata; Amphibia; Anura; Ranidae.
AUGUACAUACACAGAAAUACACACGCACAGACACAUGUACAUACAUACACAGACACAUGUACACACAGACACAUGUACGUACAUACACACAAACACACACACACAGACACAUGUACACACACACACAGACACAUGUACACACACACAUACAUGUACAUACACGCAGACACAUGUACAUGCAUACACAGACACACACAAACACACACACAUGUACACACACCCACACACACCCAUAAAAAGUUGCAGUACUUGUUGUUCACUCACAGAGCCGGGUACUGCACUCUAGGGAGGGGGGGGGGGGCAGAGAGCAGAGCACACACUCCUUCGUUUGCUUUCAGUGCGCUCAGCUAUUGAGCAGUCUGACAGCUCCCAAUGUCAAUGACAGAUCCGGCCUGAGCUCCGAGCCUGCUCAGCAAGACAGUCCUGGGGACACACUCACCCCCACCAUAAUUUCCACUUGCCAUUGAACAAGCAGGCGAGUGGAAAUUUCAAGCCCUGACCUAA